Messenger RNA from Girardinichthys multiradiatus, 2941 nucleotides. Its product is annotated as F-box only protein 30-like. The record is from RefSeq and is a predicted model, not a curated record. Lineage: Eukaryota; Metazoa; Chordata; Actinopteri; Cyprinodontiformes; Goodeidae. Gene Ontology annotation, molecular function: protein binding; zinc ion binding; ubiquitin protein ligase activity. The transcript is spliced from 3 exons. Bases 181 to 2397 code for a protein of 738 amino acids.
AUGACUGGCUGAGAGUGGCUAGCUAUCUUUAGCACUUUCUUCCCAGAGGCAACUCGAGUUAAUACACAGGUUUUGUCGCAUUAAUGUAGAAACAACCAAAGCCGUCGUAACACGCCUUUUCUUGUCGACACGAUACACAGAGGCACCCCUAUAAACCUUUCCUCCCCCUUGGUUCUUGAGAUGGAGUACCAUUUUCACUGUUUGUCCUGUGUUAACCAGAGGUGCAUGGCCAAACCUGAACUAAGAGUUUCUUGUGAUCUUAUCAUAUGUCCAUUGGGAUGUGGAGCUGUAUUUCAUUCCUGCAAAGCUGAUGAGCACCAACUUCUGUGCCCAUUAAUGAGGGUUCCGUGCCUUAAUAGUGGCUAUGGCUGCCCGGCUAUGCUGAUCCGCAACCAGAUGUCAGCACACCUGGGUGUUUGUCCAGCUGGAGUUGUCUCCUGCACAAUGGAGUGGAACAGGUGGCCUGUUAGCUGCUUGAACUAUACCCCUUACGAGAGCCUAAUCUGUCUUUCGGAAGAGAUGGAGCAGCUGGAUAUGGCGCUCGCACUUCAGGACCAACAAACACUCCUUGAGUCUAUGAGGAUGAUUGCCAAGGCACCAUCUGCACAAGAAGAUCCAGUAAAUAAAAAGGAGUUUAAAGUGAAACAAUUAGCUUUACAGUCAUCUGCUCCUGAAGACUCAACCUCACAGUUGUCCUCCUCACAUCAAUCCCAGUCAGCCCCCCAAGGUUCAGCAAAGGAGAAAAUUCUCAGUGGGAUUAAUGGUUUGAAAGAGGAACACCUCAGUAAACUGUAUGAGGCCACAGUUGAGACCGCAAGAAGCUUAGCCGCUGCUUUAGACUUUGUUAGCAGCGCCAGCAGUGGUGAAAGUAGCUUAGUGGGAGAGAAUGUAAGAGAUACAUUGCUAAAAAGUAGUUCAAACAGCAAUGGAAGCAUUCAGAAUGGACUGCAAGACAUAACCCCCCAGGUUGCUGAUGGUUUGCACAAAAGUAACACAAAGGAAAACAGUUCUAGUCUGAGCUGUUUAGAUGAAAAUGGAGCUCAUGAAGGAGUCGAUGUACAGAACAAAAACACAGCCAAUGGACUAUUGAUUGGAGCAACAGAAGCCAAUGCUGAUGCUUCCCAAGAACCCAUGACCCCUCAAAUGAUAUCCUCAGUGCAUCUGAGCCAGGGUGUGGCACAGCGGGCUGAUCAUGUAGUUCUGGACGAUAAAGGGCAAUUUCUUCCAAGAAAUUCUGGGCCUGAGAGGUGGCUGCACAUCAACUACUUAUAUAAGGGCCAGGGACAAUAUCCUUUUUCCAAUGGACAAUUAGGUGUUAAACCAGACUGGUCACCAUAUAGACUGCGUGCAGAAAUGGAAGACAAAGCAGUAGAUACUUCAGACUUGGAGCAUAAUGAUGAUCCUAUGGGUCUUGGAGAGAUUGAUGCUAUCCCAGCGGCCCUACUCUUCUGUUUGGAAGAGUCCAGGGAGUGUAGAAGAAUCUCCGAUACAGUCUAUGUUGAUGGUUACCAUGUUGACCUUGGCACGCAGACUUUCACAUAUCCUGCAGCAAUCUUGGUGACCAAUACAAGAGUGGGUGACAUGGCCUCUGCUUCUGCCUGUGACCAUGCCGCAUCGCAGCUCACCUACCCCAGCCCUCUACGCACCCUCCGCCUUGGCCAAGUCCUCGAAGCUCUGGAGUCAGAGGCGGUCCCGUACAAUCGUUAUUUCCCACCUAACCCCCAACACCAGCAUACCUUUCCCUUCCUAUGUGGUCAGUCGUUCAGGCGGGACCAGUUUUCAUCACAUUUCAGAAACAUCCACGGGGAGAUUCAUGCUUGGCUUGGUGGCUGGAUAGAGCAACGAUGCCCCCUCGCGUAUUAUGGCUGUACAUUUUCCCAGCGGAGAUUUUACCCAUCCACCCGGGGAGCCAAGGUGGUUCACGAUAGGCACCUUAAGGCAUUUGGGGUUCAGCCCUGCACCAGACUGGAACCUCCAACGGACUGCCUGUCUGAUCGGUUUAGUGGGCUGCCUAUUGAGAUACUGUGGCACAUAGCUGGAUUCCUGGACAGUUUUAGCUUGUGCCAGCUGUCCCUGGUGUCAAGGACUAUGAGGGAAGUGUGUGCCAGUCUCCUACAGACCAGGGGCAUUGUAGAGCUGCAGUGGGAGCGAUCAGAUUGUCCUGGUGGCCCUCGCAAUGUGUCGUGGCAGGUCAAAAAUAAGGUUUGGAGAUUCAGUACUGCCUUCACUCCUGUGUCCUCAUGGGGUUUCACUGAGGUCCCCAGCAUGUCUGUUCACCUUAAGAAGUGCCCCUUCAACGUAGUAGAGCAGAAGACGGAGCCGAUACCCCUUCCUGCCAUGUGUACAGCACGAGAUGGACUGUCAUUCCGUCCCUUUCUACGUCACAUCAACACUUGACCAAACUCCAAAGGAUGAGCUGCAUGAGAUUUGCUGUAGCUCUAUGUGAACGUUGCUAAUAAAAUAAAACCGAUCCCGAAUACUUGUGAUUAUGAGAAACCUUAAUGGAAAAGAGAAUUCAGGUCUUUUGUAAAAGGUUUGUUUGUGUGAUGAGAAAGUGCUCACUUUUAGCUUUGCAUGGAUUUGAGCUGAAAGUGCACCUUCAUUCAGCAAAGAUAAAACAUGUUUUGACAAAGAAUUGUGAACAAUAGAUUUAUAUUCUCUAGUGUGCUAUUAUUCUGCCUAUUACUUAUAGCCAUGGAAAACAGCUAGUCAUGUUAAAACUCCGUUUUUUCUGUAUUUCAUAAACAAUGCCAGCACUUUAUAUAGAUUUUUAAUUCCUUCCAAAUUGAACAGUGAACCUGAUCUGAAGGGCUUCCGAUCACUACUGAGGGUCAAGCGCAGUGCACGUUAUGUUAAGAUUUCUCUCAUGUUAUAUCUCAAAUAUCAUAAAAUGACUAAUGUAUCUGAUUGCUGCAAUUUAAUAAAGUGUUUACUGACUUUU